AUGUCGCUUCGCGCCCAAGGCCACGAGAACAUCAUUACUGCAGCACGAAAAAGGCUCUACGGUCAGAAUCGGUGGUGGGUCGUCGAUGUGUAUGUGGAGGAUCGCAGCGAGCAAUCCGACACACAGUCACUCCACUCGCGCCUCGUUCGUUCUCUUCGGGAGCAUUUUCCAAACCAGCGCCAGCCCCCUGACGGUCUGAUUUACGAAAGACUUCGGUUCUAUGAAGGGCAUCUGGGUAGCCCACCUGACCACGAUGCGGCCAGCGCAUGGUGGGCCAUCCUGCAGCAUAACCCGAAGAGUAAGAAGCACAAGUACCUCAAGGCCUUCUUCCGACAUGGAAGCUUUCCCCAGGCCUUCGAUGCACUUCUGCCUAUCCCGGGGCUCUGGGCAAGGAUGCAAAUAGGGGUGCUUCACAGCCUGAUCGCGCUGCGAUGCGAUGAGGUACGCAACUCAGAGCAACAACAAAGAAAAGGGCCUUCUAACAGUGGUAUUAUCACUCUGCAGCCGGUUCUGUUCUAUCUUCAGGGGAUUCGUCGCAUGUGGGUUGAACGCAUAUUUGGCGGAAACGUCACCCUUGCCGUCCAUGCCGAUGUUGAGACCGUCCAGGCUUUGGAAUCUCGGGUUCCAAAAGUUUCGGACGAAGAUUUGGGAUUCUUGGAAGGCAAGAUGGUCAAACAGACAUUAUUUCCGUCGAUCGAAGAUCCCAAGACUCGAGAGGACAUUUGGCAGCGACUGCAGUUGAUCGAUGCUCCUAUUCUGACCCUGCGGACCUUUUUCCAGGAUAUCCGUUUUUUAGGUGUUGCCCGCAAGGUAAUGCAGACACUGCUUCUGCCGUUGGGCCCAUGGGAGUCGAAGAACAAGGCCACCAUCGAUGAGGAACUGGGCGGCCACUAUCGGAUGGCCGAGACUGCGUC
Messenger RNA from Aspergillus pseudoviridinutans, 914 nucleotides. RefSeq lists its product as uncharacterized. The transcript has 2 exons. The annotation marks the transcript as partial. The record is from RefSeq and is a predicted model, not a curated record. Lineage: Eukaryota; Fungi; Ascomycota; Eurotiomycetes; Eurotiales; Aspergillaceae.